Naegleria fowleri is the source of this 1326-nucleotide messenger RNA. RefSeq lists its product as uncharacterized. Gene Ontology annotation, biological process: regulation of RNA splicing. The record is from RefSeq and is a predicted model, not a curated record. Bases 1 to 1326 code for a protein of 441 amino acids. Gene Ontology annotation, molecular function: RNA binding. The transcript has a single exon. Lineage: Eukaryota; Heterolobosea; Eutetramitea; Acrasida; Naegleriidae. Gene Ontology annotation, cellular component: nucleoplasm; ribonucleoprotein complex.
AUGGUUCAAGCUGCCAAGAGAAAUAAGGAAAAAAUUAGAAAUCGCUACAUUGAAUUAUUCCAUAGUAGUAUUUCAGAGUUACGAGCUUCCCAAUACUAUAUUCAACAACAUCAACAGUAUUACCAAACAAGACCACAACAACAUCCAUAUCUGACCUCUACUAAUUACUAUCCGAGAAGUUCGACUAUGAGAAAUCAUUAUUAUCCAAGUCAUAAUUACUAUCAAAACAGAAAUAGUACUAAUAAUGGUACCAUGAUGAUGAAUGGAGGCCAGAACAUUGUCUCUCCAUCCGAAUUGAAACCAACACAUUCAACAAGUUCAACAGAGGCAUCAUUUAUUGUCAAGAUUGAAGGCCUUCCUACUGACUUUGAGGAGGAUCAAAUAGCUGACUGGUUGAAUGGUCUUAACAUUGCUGAUGCUGGAAUUCAUCUCAUAUUUGGUGAGGAUGAACACUCGACUGGUGAAGCCUUUAUUGAAUUUGUUGAUGAGGAGAGCUUGAUGCGAGCGCUCGAGAGAGAUCAAACCACCAUCACCUCCACUGAGGAGAAUCAUGAGACUGGCGAACAACACAACGAAAUAACCUACACUGUGAGAGUUCUCAAGAGUGACCGAGCUGAAAUGCUUGCCGUUUGUGGAAUUGAGGACGAAACUACAGAAAAUCAAGAAGAACAGCCACAACAAGAGGAAGAAGGAGCCAAUGCUCCCCAAGAGACGACCACUCUCCAUGAUGUCAAUACUCUUGAGACAUCAAAUUCUGGCGAUGCAAGUCAACAAGAAGCUCCACAACACCAACAACCUUCACGUGUAGGUUUGCAAUACAGUACACAUCAACACUCAACCUAUCGCAAGAAUCCAUACUAUCAUCGUAGAGACAACAAUUAUGGCUCUUACAAUCCUGCCUACGCUGGAGGUUAUUAUCAUCCAAUGAUGUUCAUGAUGCAACAAGCCCAAUACUCGUUCAAUAAUCACAAUAAUUAUCAAGUUUAUGGAUUGGAUCAACUCAUGAACACGAACGCAAAUGGUAGCUCCUCCAAUUCAACACAACCAUUCAAAUACAAGCUCUUUGAACACCCAGAGAGAACCCUCAAAAUGAGAGGUCUCCCUUUCACAGCAACUGAAAAAGAAAUUAUGGAGUUUUUCAAUGGUUAUGAUUUUGAGGAGGAUAGUAUCCGCUUCAAGAUGGACUUUAAGAGAAAUCGUCAAACUGGAAUUUGUUACAUUAGAUUCAGAACCAAGAGUGAGGCAGAAAGAGCAGCCAAUGAAAGAAAUAGAUGUAACAUUGGCGAUCGUUAUAUUGAGCUUUUCACCAUUGUUCCAAAGACGUAA